Gryllus bimaculatus (two-spotted cricket) is the source of this 8919-nucleotide messenger RNA. The record is from the annotation of a GenBank genome assembly. NCBI's taxonomy places the organism in Eukaryota, Metazoa, Arthropoda, Insecta, Orthoptera, Gryllidae.
UGCGGACAAUCUGUGUGGUGGGGAUAUGGAAGGGGAGAAGGGGGCGUGUUGUGAAUCACGUCAAGGAGCACAGCGGAGCACAGAGAGAGAGAGUUUGACAAGAACAAGGCGUUGCAGCCAGCGAUCAUUCAGCCUUCGAUGGAGCCGAGUAGUGUAAUAUGAGCGUGAAUUUCGGAAUUGAGUUUUAUUUUGUUAGCUAAUAUUAUUUUUUAGCAUCUGUCAAUUUAUCCAACUUGUCUCAGUGGUGUGAAAAUCGAAGAACACCAAAUAAUGGAAGGGAGAUGCUUUUUUACUCUCAUGCAUUCCUCUGUAGAAUGAUUCAUUCAUCUCGUGCUGGUAAUAUGAUGUUUAAAAACUAGUCGUUUCUAGUGAAAGAGAUGGCGUCUGCAGUUCCUGUGCCAAAACCAAGGACUAAUAUCGUUGAUGGGCAAAGUAAAAAGCCAAUUCCAAAACCGCGUCAGAAAGUCGUGGUGAGCACUCCGUGUGCAGUCUCUGAAAAUGAAACUGUGUGUUGUGUCAAGUGUAACGCAAAAAUAUUAAAUGAAUGUGCAUGCGCGACUCUGCAGGUGUCGAAACAUAACUCGAUAGAUACCUGUGGCAGAAGUAAACAAAAUGCUGAGAGCAAAAGAAUCGUCGGAGGGCGGUUAGAAAAGUCCAUGAAAAACAUAACACGAAGGUUUACGACUCGACCACUUUCUCCUGGCAAAGAAGGCAAGUUAAAUCAAUCCAAAGUUUUGAGAAGCCACUCGCUACCAUCAGAAAGUGCAUUUAAUUCUCUUCCUGUGGAAGAUAUUUUCCAGUCUAUUACAUUCAAAUCUCCAAUAGCUGUUACUGAUAGCGAAAAUGGUACAUUACCAGUAGAUGGUUCAGAUCAGGCAGAGGAAGAAAUAUAUCCCAAUACUUAUAAUGCUCCUCCUCCUAUUUAUCCUCCACCGCCCCUGCCCGAUGAAUCUGUGUACGAUGAAGUGCAGUCUGUUGCUUUAAGUGGUAGCGGAAGCAGCAAUGUGAGUAGUAGUGGUAGUGCUGUGUCACAUAAGAAGACUGUUGUGUCUGGUGUGUCAAAAGAAAGGGUCUAUGAACCUAUUGCUAUCGAGUUUGCAGGAGAUGCAACUUCAAGUAAACCACUUAUUCUGCCAGAAAACAUUUCUUCUGGAAACAAUUCUGUACCAUCAGUUUGUGUAACUCGCUCAGAUUCAUGGUCGUUUUAUGAUUCAGUUUUUGGUGAUAAAAGUGGUAGUGAAGAUGGUACUACAGUUGUUCCUAGUGGGAAAGAUUCUGUAUCAUUUAGUGAAAGAACUUGGAGUCGUAACAGUGUGUCACCAUCACUGCUCAGCGAGUUGGAUGCAUUGGGGUGCAUCAGUGAAGAUGAGAAUUUUGAAGAUGACAAUGUUAGUUUCUCUUCUGCAUCAACUCCUAGAUCAAUUAGUGUUCAAAAUGAGAUGUAUGAUGCAUGGGAGCCAUUAAAAGCAGCUGUUACUCUAAGAAGGAAGGAAACUGAGAGGAAUGCACCUUCAAAAUCUGUUAUACUUGAAUUUGAUCCUCUUUUUUCUCGAACCAAUGCUCUACCUAUAGACAAUAACAAUGAAGAUAUUUUCUUGCAAUCAGGAGUGGAUUUAUUGACUACUGAAGAGGCUAUAUAUGGCAAUAUUAAUCAGGUUUCUAAAGAAAAAAAGAAUAUUGUGAGGAAACAUUCUUAUGACGAAGUAUCUAUUGAAUGCCCUCCAGUACCACCUAGGCGUGUCGAUUCUAUAUCACCUACUCCUAGUAAACGUGAAAAUACAGUGCAGAUUGACAGAAGUCAUCGUGAAACAUUGGGGGCAGUAUGUGAAAUUCGAACUGAGGAUGAACAUGCAUUAUAUCUUAAGAAUCAACGUGAUGAGCUUGGUAUUCCAUCAGGAAGUUCAGGUUCUCUUCAGAAAGCUUUAUCCAGUGACGAUGUAUCUAUGGACAAAAAACAACCUCGAAAGCUUACGCGAUUGGCAAGUAUGCGACAAGCUGUGAGAAGAGUAGCUGAUAGAUCUCCAAAUGUCUUACCUCGUACCCCCAAGUUAGGAAUAUCUCUUAGAGACCCCAUUAGAAAUCCCCAGACACGGCAAGAGAAGCAGAAGAAAGCAGAAUCUGACACCAGACAUGUUGAAAGACCAGAAAUUUCUCCACAACUGAAUUUCCCUCACAGUGGAUUGGUAUUUAAAGUAGCGAUUGGUAAAGAGAAGCAACAAGAUUAUGUUCAUCGUUGGUGUGUUCUUGCUGAAGAUAAGCUUACUUUUUAUGCUGACAAGACUGCCACUGCUAUGAAAGAACUGAUUACAUUGCCAUCUAUUUUGAGCCUUCAGGUGAUAACUGAUCGUAAAAUAAGUGUUGAUGGAGAUUGUUUUGAAAUAAACACUUCCAGUAAAACACGUUCUUACGUUUUUGGAACAUCAGGGCCAUCAGAAAGGAGAAUAUGGAUGCAAAAAAUUUUAGAAAGCUUGACAUCAGUAUUUCCGCUGAGGGUUAUUUCAGAUUAUACAAGAGGUGGAUGGUGUUAUCUGAAGGAAGGGAUUAGUGGAAAAUGGUCAGCUGCAUGGAUCCUCAUUCAUAAACGAACGUUUUAUUAUUGUCUUGAGAAAGUACCUAUUCAGGAGAUAGAUCUGAGGAAAGCACGAUGUGUUGCUUUGCAGGAUUCUAAUCCAGAUACUUCUGUUUUGAGAGUGUCAACAAGAGGUCCAUCAUUGCUGCUGGAUUGUCAAGGGUUGGCUUUAUAUUUGCAUAUGGAUACUCCAAUUGAAACUCGUGUUUGGCAGAAGAUCAUUCAGUCAUCAGCUGUUGACAAUGGACCUAAUCUUGAUCAACAACAGCUCACCAAGGAUGACAUUCCUGUAAUAGUUGACAAGUGCAUUAAAUUUGUAUAUGCCCAUGGCAGUAUGUCUGAAGGAAUAUAUCGUCGUAGUGGAGCAAAUUCAUGUGUUUCAAAACUACUUGAGAUGUUCAGAUUAGAUGCAUGGUCUGUGCAGCUUUCGAGGCAAGAAUACACAGAAUAUGAUGUAUCAAGUGUAUUAAAACGAUUUUUUCGUGAUAUUCCUGAACCAUUACUUACAACUGAACUUCAUGGGCAGUUCUGCGAUAUAGCAGCUGGAAAAUUCAAGGAAGAUAAAGUGGCCUUAUACCGUCGAACUUUGGAGCAAUUACCACCUGUAAAUUAUUUGACAACUCGAAAGCUUAUUAGUCAUUUACAUUCCAUUCAUGAACAGCGAGAGAAAAAUCGCAUGCCUCUGGAUAAUCUAGCUGCUAUAUGGGGUCCAACGCUCAUGCAUAUUGAGACCUCUGAAUCAUUGGAAUGGUCUAAGAAUGAAACAGCUGUUGUUGCUGAUCUAAUAACAUAUCACGUGCAAUUAUUUGAAGUGAAUGAUGAAGAACUUAAUAGAGAAAAACUUAUGCAGGAAGUUUUGGAGCGCAUUAAUUCCAGUAGCACAAGUCUUCCUCAAAGCAAGCCUUCUGGUGAACUUCAUGUUUGGGUGUACCUGAACAAUAGAGAUAGUGGAAAUUGUGUUCACAUCACAGCUGGGCCACAGAAACUUGCUGGAGAAGUGUGUGCGGAUUUGGCAGAGAGAAUGAAAAUUCCAUCACAUGAGUUGGUACUACAAGAAGUUGUUUGCGGUGGCUCUUUGAUGCGAUUCCUUCAUCACACAGAGAAAGUUUUGGAUACUGUACUUAGAUGGAGCUAUUGGGAUGAAUGUGACAGAAAAGAUAAUAGUCUGGUUGUGAUGAAAAAUGAUAUUUUGAAAGAAGUAGUUCCUCUGGCUAAACCACCUCUUGCUAUGAGUGGAGAACUAAGAUAUGCAGACAAGAAGAGUAAGUCUUUCAAACCAUUUGUGUUUGAAUUUAGCCAGGCAAAGUUAUGCUACUACAAAGACAAAAAGGGUUCUGUGAAAAUGAGUGAAUGGAAAAUAGAAGAUAUUGUUUGGUAUUUGGGGUACGAACCAAAAAGAAACCCUCAAACGAGGUGGUCUAUUACUUUUAUUGAAAAGAACAAGCCAACUAAACGGUCCAAGGAUAGUCCCUACUUUGGAAAUACUAUUGCUGGCACAAGCAAAGAUGAGCAGCUUCGUUGGAUGGCAGCUUUAUUGAUUGGCGAGUACCCACAAGGUUUAUUUAUGUCCCCUACAUUGCUCACUUAAAUAUGUUAGACACACAUUGGCAUGUUAUUUGUCAAACAAAGGUGCUUUUACAAGACUCGGGGGAUAUGUGUAGUGAAUAAACAAAUAAUAAGCUUUUUUGUGUGAAUAGGAUUAAUUUUCUCCACAUUUUUUUGUGAAUUUAUUUCCUUCCUGGAGAAAUGGGGAUAAACAUUUAAAGAAAGAGGAAAUAUUAAAUCCAUAUAUACUUGUGAUUGUCAAAAAUUCUAAGUUGCUACACGUAUAACCUUUGAUGUCGUUUGCAACCAAAGUAAAUGUUAAUGAUUGUGCUCAAGGAAAAUGACAAAUAUAAUGUAACUUGUGAAUAGUUAAUGAAUUGUAAAUAUGUGAAAAGUAAUAUAACUAGAAUUAUAUUUGUAGUGUUACUGGUCCUGGAAGAAGGCAUUUUUACUGAUUGCAGAAUAUAAUGAGCCAUGUUUCUAAUUUUAAAAAGAAGAUAUAUUUUUGAAUAUGAAAUUAAUUAGAAGUCCAUUCAUUUAUAAUUUCAAGUAAAAAAAGGUAAUACUUAACCCCAGUUCAGUUGCAUUUCUUUUUUUAUUAACUCAAAACUCUGCAAUAAGUGCAAGAACAAAUACUUCUUAUGUAAAUUUUGAGAGAUUAUAUAAAGUGUCUUGUUCACAUUACUUGAAAAUUAAUAAAAUUUUGUUGGAACUUUUGGCAUGGUGUUAGCGUACAGCCAUCAGCAGCACUAUGUCAAACACUCUAUUCCACUUUUAAGAAUCUGUGGAAGUGCAACUAAAACUACACAAACACAGGUCGUUAUUGCUGUCAUUUCCUGUAUGCUACACUGUGCUUAAAGUUCCUAAUGUCUAAACUGGGAACAGAUUUCUCCUUUGAGAUAGUGUGUGAUAUCCGUAUUUUAUACUGCAUUUUUUCUAUUACACAAAAUAAAAUUAAAACAUUUGUGGAUAAAUUUUAAAUAAUUUUUAUUGUUGUGUGUUGUAAUAUUGCCUAAAUAAUUAAAAUUCUUGCCUGGCUCAUUAUUUGAUACUUGGAAAAUGUAUUUAUAUGUUUAUUUUGUUAAAGGGUAUUUUACUGUAUAAGACAAAUUUGAGAAGAAAUUUAAAUUAAUUGUGCAAUAUCAGUUAGCAUUCAUUCAGUUUAUUCGUUUAAAAAAAAUAAUGGUAAAAAUAUAAUUGUAAUUACAAUAUUAUUGUAAAUAGGUAGGAAGUGCUUUUAAGUAGUUACCAAUUUUCUAAUUUUGUUUUUCUACAUUGUGUAGUGUGCAUUGCGAUAAUUAGCUUUUAUUUUUGAUCUUGAUUUUAAUGAAUAAUUAUAAAAAAGUAAAUAACUAUACUGAGAUCAUGCAUACAUUUCCUGAUAUUAUGAUUGAAAGGAAAUGGAUUCAGAGAAUAGAAUGUAGGUUUUAACAUUUAGCCACAGAUAUAUGUAUGUGAAUUACAUAUAUUAUUUUCCUAGUAUAGAAAUAGAGUAGUCAGAGAUUAAAUUGUAAGUUAAUAAUUGAAAUGUAUUAAAAACAUAAAAUUCAGUCAUUUCUAGUAGAAAUGAUUAAAAAGAGGCAAGAGAAAGUUUGAAUACUUUUAUUGUACUGGGUCAAUGUGAGGUUGAUGUUUGCUGUUUUGCAUGUUUUACAAACAACUAUUUGUGAAUGCUUUUUUAUGUACUAGGAUAUAUUCCAAUAACAUUCUUUUAACCAUUAUGUACUAAUUUUAAUGAGAGGGCAUGACUGACAAUUUUAACUUCAUUUGCUUAUUUGUUGCCUUCCACUGCUAAAAAUUUUCCGGGCAAUGGUCUAGUUGGCAUUGAAUUUCAAUUCCAACUUCAUUAAUAUUAUCAGUCAGAUAUAAUUAUUAUUUGUUAUAAUUAUAUCACAAAAAUGUUUAUAUUUUAAAAUAUAUUCAUUAACAAUACAAAUUUGGGAAUAAGUGAGUUCACUCGAUGAUUCUCAAUAACAGAUGUGUAGAAAAUUAAGCAACUUUUAUAAAACUUGACAAAAAAUGUACUACUGGUAAUAAUGGUUGAAAAGCUUGAACCAGACAUAUGUCUCAUGAAUUUUGAGAGGUGACGUUUUACAUGUCAAUGAAUUUUAUUUUAGAAACUUUCUCUAUUUCCAAAGAAAGAAAGAAAGUGAAUCUUCCCUUGCGUGCAGAUAUUAAAUCCAUAAUGUUACAGUUUGCCAGAUUUGUGAAAUAAAUUAAUUGUUUAGGAUCUACUUGCUUUGUAAAUUUAACUUGGUCAAACAAAGUAAAACUAUGGUUUAUUUAAAGUUGAUAUUUUAAUGGAUAUUUUGGAAAAAUGUCAGUCAUAUUCUUUCUUUGGUGUGGUAACUGAAGUAAAUAUUGUCUUCUUACAUGUUGAGUUUUUGAGCCUUCGUUUUAAAAAUGAAAUUCAGUUGUUCUUUGUUCAGAUUAUUCUGUAUUAAAACAAACAAGGUCAGGUUAGGAUACUCUGUAGUUUAUGUUUAAUCACACAAAAGUUAAUUAUUUCAGUGCUGCUGUGCCAAGAGUAAGAUAUCCCAGUACACUUUGAAAUAUAGUAAUGACCUAGUCUUUCUAAAUACAUUCUUAAAAUACUUUGUGUGAUGUUUUCUUUGAUUUUUGCUUCAUUAUGCAAUUUUUUAGCUGUGUGAUUGAGACCACAAUUUUUUAAAUUACUCUUUUUAUACUAUUCCAUUGUUUAUUUACACAUUCAUUUUAAAAUACUCCAGUGCUGGGUUUACUAUUAAAAGAAAGUAUUCAGUUAUUAUUGCACGUGCCAUAUAUUGAACAGUUUGUAUCAUUAGUUUCAGAAAAUAUUGUUAUUUGCGUAAUGAAUAAGUUCCUUAAUAGAUUAAAGCAGAUAAAUUUCAUCACAAAGUGAAAUUUACAUACUAGACUUAGUCCUUGGGGUUAAUUCAGAACCUCAGUAAUUGAAAUAAUUGAAACUUAUUAAAAAUCAUGAAUUAUUGUCGAAUGUUCAUUUGUUUACUCAAAUACCACAAUAUUCCACAUUCAACUUCUAUGUGUUCCUAGAAAAAAUUGUGAUUGUAGUUAUAAUUGCUCUGUCAUUGUGAAUUUUAAUUCUACAGUUUUUAUUGUGCCAAGGGUAAUAAGGGUAAAGGGAAAAUGCAGUGUAAAUGGAAUUCAAAGAAAUUUCAGGAACAUAUUUUGGGAUCCAAUUGAUAUUGAUGAAUGUGUUAAAAUAUUGUUAUUGGUUUUCAUUAUGUGCAGUUUUCAUUUUUGUGACCUGAUCGACCCCUUUUCACAUGAAAUUGAUUUCAUUUUCCACAAUGUGAUCUUUGUGGUAAAAGAGUUCAUCACAAUUUAUGUGAAUGAAUGAUAAUAGUAAUGUGUGUUGUACACAUUGUUGGAAUUAGAAGUUUUAUAUGUUAUGAAAGUUAAUGAUGUUGUGUUAGGCACAAAAAUAAAAUUUUGACAUUAAAAGUCUUCAGUUGCUUUGAAAAGUAAAUAAUGAUAAUGCAUCCCACAAGUUUUCAAAAUAUUUCUUAUGUCAAUUUUUGGCUGUGAAUGGAUAUAAUGUAAAAUGGGUGGCUUAUUUUUCAACCAUGUGGGAUUUAAUUUCUUUUAAAUUGAAAGAUCAAUGAACAAUAAAAGAAAAGACAAUUGAUGUUUGUUUUCAUUGAAUCCAUAAAGGCACAUGCUGUUCAAGUUUUUUUAGGAAAAGGGAGAUUUCUCAUUAAACAAUAAAUAAAAAUAUAAGUGUCUCAUUCUAUUUCAAUUUUAAGCUCUUUAUUUGAAAGUGUUAAUAUUCUGUGUUGAUGUAUCUGUUCAGUGGGUUAUAUGUGUAUUUAGUGAAGUUAAAUCUAAUGUUAAGUUGUAUGUAAAUAUCACAUAGUUCAUUUUACUUCAUAUUUCCUGGUUGUGGGUUAUAAUUGUAUACUUACCAACUUCUCUGUUAACAUUUUUAAGCAAGUUGAUAUUUAAAUCUUUCUUUCUUUCCUCCUUUUGUUUUAGUUCAUGUACUGUAUAUUGUGACUUAAUUCCUCUAAUGUCUUAAUUAUAUUUUACAUCCGCGAAGUUUCUUUAAUCUCAGAUUCCUUAAUAUAAAUAUCAUCUAGUGACUCCAAAGGGGUAGAAAGAAAGUAUUUUAUAAAAUAAAGAGAUGAUAUUAUUGAGAAAAGUGUUGUGUGAGAGAGAUAUAAUAAAACUAAUUAAACUACAGUCUUGCUUAUUCUGAAAUGCUAAAAUGUUAAUAAUUCCAAGUUUUCAAAGUGGGAAGAGAAAUAACAUUUUCUGUAUCUAUCCGAGGGAGUUUUCUAGUGUUAAUAGUGCAAAUUUUAUUUGUUUUUUGUACUGGUGGAUAUUGUACUUGCUUAUUUUUACUUGCCUGUGUUGAACUUGUUGGGAGCCCAUUAAAGGGAAAAGGAGCAGGGUGCACAUAGGCUUUUUGUCAGCCAUUAUACAGCUGAUGAUUCCUUUCAAAAAGGUCAGAACUUCCAUUUGUGAGUACUGUUAAGCAAUAUUAUUGUUGUUCAGCCUAAAUGCAUUUAUUUUAAAAGCUCACUAUCAGAAAAUUAUAUUUUUUAAAAUUAUUAAUGGACCAUAAUCAGUGGAUCUGAGAAAGUAGAACAGAGGUAGACAUCAAUGAAUUUUUAAAAAUGAUUUGCUGUGAUUGUAUUGUUUUUGUGGUGUAAUAACAUUCAUUAUUGUUAUUUGAAAAUAUUAUUUUAAAAGUAGCAAUUUUCAGUAAUCAAUGUUUCAUAUUUUGGAUUUACAGCAGAAGAUACAUCUUAUUACUGAAAAUAAUUUAUUACAUUUCAUAAAGUAUUUAUUCUCCAAAAUGU